AUUUUAAAUUUAUAUAGCCAGUUGUAAAUUAAAUGGUGAUAACUUGUUGUGUGUUUAUAUAUUGUUGUUUAGUUGGUAGCAGUGUUAUUGUUGGUACAGUGUAAACAAAAAUAUUAUUUUUCAAAAAAAUAAACUUAUAAAAAAUGGGUGAAAACAAGUUUAAAAUAUUAAUUGCACAUCCAUAUAUACCAAAAUUUGUGACUGAAAUGUUUCAUGAAAGAGGGUACAUCCAUGUUGAACAAUGUAUACAAAAACCAGGCCCAACAAAUCAAGAAUUACGCGAAAGAUUACCAGGAACGUAUGCAUUAAUAUGGUGGCCAGAUGCUGCAAAUCCAAAUCGAUGUUUAACAAAAGAAUUAUUAGAUUUAGCUGGACCAAAUCUACGAGCAGUAUGUACAGUAUCGUCUGGUUAUGACAUGAUUGAUGUACAAGAAAUUAAGGCACGUGGUAUAUUAUUAGGGCAUAUGAAUCAAGUACAGGACGCAGCGGUAGCUGAAAUGGCAGUAUUGUUAACAUUAGCAGCAACACGACGAUUAAAAGAAUGCCAUCAAGAUAAUGGGACUAAAAAUUAUUUUAGCACGGAAUGGUCAGCAGAUCCUGAAUGGAUGAUGGGUAUGGAUUUACCUGGUUCAACAGUUGGUAUUGUUGGUUUGGGAAGUAUUGGAAAAGCAAUUUUACAACGGUUAAAAGGAUUUGAUGUGAAGAAAUUUUUAUAUACUGGCCGAUCUCCAAAACCUAAAAGUGAAACAUACGAUGCUGAAUUUGUAACAUUUGAUGAAUUACUAAAUAAUAGUGAUUAUGUAAUAGUGGCAUGUGCACUAACAGAUGAUACACGUAAUAUGUUUGAUUUGAAAGCUUUUAAGAAAAUGAAAUCAACAUCAAUCUUAAUAAAUAUAGCACGUGGUGGUAUUAUUGAUCAGGAUGCGUUAUAUGAAGCCUUACAUACGGGUAUCAUAUGGGCAGCUGGUUUAGAUGUCACCACACCAGAACCAUUACCAGUUGGACAUCGGUUACGUACAUUACCGAAUUGCACUAUAAUGCCCCAUAGAGGAAGUCAUACGCGACGCACACGUGAAGGUAUGUUUCGAUUGGCUGCUGAAAAUAUUUUACUGGCGUUAGAAGGUAAACCAAUGCGAACACCAGUGCGAUUAUAAAUUGAUAAUAUUGUCUAAGUUGUAUUUUGAGAUUAAGAUUUAGUAAGUGUUUCAGUAUUAAAAUAAAUAUAUUUUCUUGUAA
This is a messenger RNA of Chrysoperla carnea, 1236 nucleotides long. RefSeq names its product glyoxylate reductase/hydroxypyruvate reductase-like. Gene Ontology annotation, molecular function: hydroxypyruvate reductase [NAD(P)H] activity; hydroxypyruvate reductase (NADH) activity; glyoxylate reductase (NADPH) activity. Gene Ontology annotation, cellular component: cytosol. The record is from RefSeq and is a predicted model, not a curated record. The transcript is spliced from 6 exons. NCBI's taxonomy places the organism in Eukaryota, Metazoa, Arthropoda, Insecta, Neuroptera, Chrysopidae. Bases 144 to 1154 code for a protein of 336 amino acids.